CUUUGCCGCUCUUCCUGCUGCUCCUGCUUAAAUCAAGCCCUCAAAGGACUUCUUGAUUCCUCCCAAGUCUAAGCCCUGCAGUUCCAAAAUAAGUAUCGGCCUCUGCCGAACCAACGCAAACACCCUUUGCACCUUUCGGUGCCGUAUUCGCACCACUACAAAUGCUGAAUCGCUGCUCCCGGUUACAGCGAGCGGACCUAAGGCGCGCCGGUGACAACUAAAUAAGAGGAACAGAUGCCAUCCAACCCGCCAGCAGAGAAAAUGCAGCAGCCGAACUGAACGGGGGCUAAGAGCGCCCAGUUACGCGUCCCCGUCACACAUCGCGCAACUAGGACACACACCGCCCUUUAGCACGCUAAGGGGCCCAAAGGGGCGGAGCUUCUCCGACCAGGACUCCCCUUCUUGUAGACGCAUUUGGAUGACGGAAAGCCGCUUGCGCAGCCACACGUGGAGGAAGAGGAGAAUUCGCGAGCCGGGCAAUGGGCAAGAACAAAGCAAAAGGACAGAAACAGAAGAAUGUAUUCCAUGUCGCCAACAAAAACAUCACGAAGGCAAAAAGUAAAGCAAAGCCGGUGACAACCAGUCUGAAAAAGAUCAAUAUAGUGAAUGAUGAAAAGGUUAAGAUGGUAAAUAAGAUAUUUACGGACGUUCAGAAAGAAGUCAAGCAGUUAUCCAAAGCCAUUUCAUCAGAUCCACCAAAGAGGCAUUUGAUUCCAAAGCUGCCAGAAAGAGAACCUACUAAUGUGGAUGCUGCUGCCAACUUACUGUCUCAGUUGUAGUAUUAAACAUGUGUACUCCAAUAUCCCAUUUCCUGGUACAUCACUAAUCAACACUUUUGUAUACUUUUUAUUUUAAAAAUCUUGUUAAUGUACAAGCAUUGGCACUCUUUUAAUAAAAUCUACAAAUACAGUUUUCCUAAAUCU
Eublepharis macularius is the source of this 923-nucleotide messenger RNA. It is a transcript of the gene RBIS, whose product is annotated as ribosomal biogenesis factor. The coding region runs from base 480 to 779 and encodes 99 amino acids. The record is from RefSeq and is a predicted model, not a curated record. The transcript has 4 exons. Gene Ontology annotation, cellular component: nucleolus. Lineage: Eukaryota; Metazoa; Chordata; Lepidosauria; Squamata; Eublepharidae. Gene Ontology annotation, biological process: ribosome biogenesis.